AUGAAGAAGAGGAGGAAGAGGAGCCGCAAGCUCGAUCGAGCUAAGUUUGGGGGUGCCAACUCGAGCUCGAUCGAGUUGGGUGUAAAAACCAGAAAAGUGGUCUUUUGGAGCAUUCUGGAGCAUAUGGGACAAGGAGCAUGGAGGGACUUGGCACAUGGAAGCAGCUCAACUGGAUACGCAAAGGAAGAAGGGAGAAGCCAUCUUGAAGACCAGCUCGACCGUCCACUCGACCAACCGGUCGAGUUCCUCAACUCGACCGGCCAAGCUUCAACUCGAUCGAGCUGGAAGUCAAAGUCAAACCCGAAAAAUGUUGCUUCCCCCUUGACUUUCCUUUGA
Molecule: messenger RNA, 336 nt
Organism: Microthlaspi erraticum
Lineage: Eukaryota; Viridiplantae; Streptophyta; Magnoliopsida; Brassicales; Brassicaceae
Source: the annotation of a GenBank genome assembly